This is a messenger RNA of Syngnathoides biaculeatus (alligator pipefish), 1801 nucleotides long. RefSeq names its product fetuin B (gene fetub). The coding region runs from base 206 to 1729 and encodes 507 amino acids. Gene Ontology annotation, biological process: negative regulation of endopeptidase activity. Gene Ontology annotation, cellular component: extracellular region. Lineage: Eukaryota; Metazoa; Chordata; Actinopteri; Syngnathiformes; Syngnathidae. Gene Ontology annotation, molecular function: cysteine-type endopeptidase inhibitor activity. The transcript has 7 exons. The record is from RefSeq and is a predicted model, not a curated record.
UCGACUGUGUGUUUUGAAAGAGAGUAAAGGGUCAAUGGUUGUAUUUACUUGGUUGACAAGACCAAGUAGUACGUGUGUGGUGUGUGUUGGAUGGAUUCCAGUGGGUCAUUUUAGCUGGAGAAUAUAAAAGGUCACACUAUAACUCUCCCCACAUCUCUCUGACCAGAGUGUAGUUCUUGGCAGACAGAGAUCAGAGGGCUGAAUCAUGAUGAACUGUUUACACUUCUCGCUACUGUUGGCAUUGAUGUGCGUGCACAUCGAUGCUGUACCAGUGGACCCGGGUGCCAUGACGAUGGAGUCUUGUGAAGAUUCUCUGGCGAUGGGCGCUGCAAGGGAAACUCUUACCAAGAUUAACCAGGAUCGGCAGGAGGGCUACAUCCUGGCCCUUCAUCGCUUAUCCAACGCACAUUCCACAAAGCAUGGAGAAACUGGUAUUGUUUUCUAUCUAACUUUGGAUGUUGUGGAGACCAACUGUAGCGUUCUUAGCAAGAAGGACUGGAAGGACUGUGAGGCUCGCCCAACAGGAGAGACACCUGUAUAUGGUCAGUGCAAAGCAGCUAUCUACAUAAACAGGGUGCACAGGGUGGUGCGUCUCUACAAGUACAACUGUGUUGUUAGACCAGUUCCAGCACCAAGAGUGAAGCAAUUGUGCCCUGACUGUUCAUCUCACAUUAGUUUUGAUAAUGCUGAAGUUAAGAAGACAGUCUCCAAAUCUCUGGAGAAGUUCAACAAGGAAAGUGGAUUGACCAAGAUAUUUGCGCUGCUGAAUAUUACCCGAGCAACAGCAGGGAUGGCCAUCGAAAUGUAUUACCAUGUUGAGUACACCAUCCAGGAGACAAACUGCACCAGGAACAAAGAUACCGAGAUGGACAGCAAAUGUCCUAUCAUGGACUGCGAGUUUUCUCACAAAGGUUUCUGUAAGGCUUCCCACUUCCACACUCCCAUCGGUGAUAGUGAGUUCAGCGUAGCUUGUGAGAUCUAUGAGCCUGAGGCUGGUGAAAGAGAGAAGAAAUUACACCUUUUGGGCGACAAGAAUGAUCACAGUCACAACGACACACACCCGCACAAUCACAGUCACGAUGAAGCACAUGCUGCAGACUCAGCCCACACUCAUGACCAUGUCCAUGACCACACGAAGAGUCAUGAUCACCAUGAUAAAACUCACAAGCAUGCAGAGGAUAGUGACCACCACCACACACACGACCAUCAAGAGGGAAGUGCCCACAGGCACGCUCACGCCCAUUCACACGACCACGGACAUGGACAUGAUCAUGUGCAUUCUCACCACGCCCAGGCACACGAUCAUAGCAACGACUCACCUAAUCACCACCAUGACUACAAACAUGGAGGGGUGCACACCCAUGAGCAUGACCACGAAAUUUCCCUGGACCAUGACCACAAGCACAGUCAUUUGCAUGAGCAUGAGCACCACCAUCAUCAUCAUACGCAUGACCAUGAGACAACAGUCCAUGACAAUCCGGAAGGCAUUUUUAAUGUGUUGCCAGCCAUGGACCAAGUGAUGACCCUGCCUUCCUUCCCUGAUGUACCUGCAGGGGAAGUAGGUGUUGUACUUCCUCUUGUCCCUGAUCCUCAAACCCCAGGGGAGAUGCAACCAACUCUUCGGCCCUUCCCCACUUCAGUUUCAUCUCAGUGUGCAUCACCAAAAAAAGGUGAAACACUGGUGCAGGAACUCUUUGAAGAAGACCCCAUGUUCAAGCCAGCCGCCUAAGAUGGAAGACGAACACACACACAUCAAUAUAAGUGAAGUGGAGGAAUAGAGUACAUGUUCUAAGUGUUCGAA